Molecule: messenger RNA, 360 nt
Organism: Penicillium oxalicum
Lineage: Eukaryota; Fungi; Ascomycota; Eurotiomycetes; Eurotiales; Aspergillaceae
Product: SNAP receptor SNC2
Exons: 3
Coding region: 1-360 (119 amino acids)
Biological process (GO): vesicle fusion; vesicle-mediated transport
Cellular component (GO): SNARE complex; plasma membrane
Molecular function (GO): SNAP receptor activity; syntaxin binding
Source: RefSeq, a predicted model, not a curated record
AUGUCCGGCGAAGCUCCCUACGACCCUUAUAUUCCCGCCGGCUCCAGCGGUGCCCCCGGAGCUGCCUCCGCGCAACAAAAUGGCAACCAGCGCACAGCCGCUUUGCAGGCGCAAAUCGACGAUACUGUUGGAGUGAUGCGUGAAAACAUCAACAAGGUCUCUCAGCGCGGAGAGCGCCUUGACUCACUCCAGGACAAGACGGACAACUUGGCUGUGUCUGCUCAGGGCUUCCGCCGGGGUGCCAACCGAGUGCGCAAGCAAAUGUGGUGGAAGGACAUGAAGAUGCGCGUAUGUCUCGUUAUCUGUGUGAUCGUGCUCCUUCUUGUCAUCAUCGUCCCCGUUGCCGUCACUCGUCACUAA